AUGGAGGAUCCGCAACCCUGCUUCGACCCGUCAAAGGACGAUAUGAGCGUGAACGGCGAUGGUGACCCGAUGGAGACAGACAAUACGGCGACGAGAGCGCCCUCGACGGCGCACGACUCGGCUACAGCGUCCACCAGCACUCCCUCCGGCCCUACACCUCUCGCCAGCCAGCGCUCCUCCGCCUCGCUCGCCUUAUCAGCUCCCAAUGAGAUCACGAUCGACAGUACCGACACAGACGCGUCUCUCUCUUCCGACUCGGUCGAAGUCAUCAGCGGCGUCUCCUCGGACGAAGAGCAGUCGGGAGGUAUCAACGGCUUCUCAGCGGGUCCUCAUCCGUUCACCACCCCUAGCCGGUCCGCUCGCCCGCACAGAGGCGUCCCAUCUAUGCUCUUUAGCUCGCCUCCCAAGGCGGCAGCAGGCGAACUCGAUUUGGCGGCCGUCCCGCCUGAUUACCCGCUCCCUCGCCCACCAUUCGCAUUCGACGUCCUCAACCACGCACCUUCUCGCCACCCUGGUUCCCCGCCGUCAUGGCAGUAUCUGCGCGACAUGACCUCCGAAGAGCGGCACGAGCACCAGAGGCGGGAGGAUGAGCGGAAGAAGCGCGAGCGAGACCAACGGCAACUUCGCGAGGAGUGGGAGUGGGAAUGGGUCCGCUGUGCGACGACCAGUCCUGGAACGCCUGCAAAAGGCAAGGAGCAGAAAGACUUUCAUUCGGCCUCCUUCUUCCCUUACGCGCACCUACCUGGCCUCGGGUAUAUGGAGGGCGUCUGUGCUGUUAUCGGCGGCACCGAGGUCCGUCUCAUGCAAAUCUCGACAGUCCCGCCGAGUCGAACGGUCGUGCAAGAAGUCGCAACACCAUAUCGACGGCCAAACGUCCACCAAAUCCACCCGGAUCACGAGGAGUACUUCACCUGCGCCUGGUCGGUCAACAUCUCGACGCACCCCUACACGCCCAUGCUCGCCGUCGCAGGUCGCGGUCGACUUGUCGAGGUCUUCUUGGUCGGUCGUCGGGCUGGUGGAAAGUGGAUCUUGCAUCAUGACAGGACGAUCACGGGGCACGGGGGGCCGAUUUUCGACCUCGCCUUCCACCCUUCCCACCCGCACAUGCUCGCCUCUUGCAGCGAAGACAAGACGAUCCGGCUCUGGGAUGUGACAGUAUCCUGGGGUUCGAACGCCGCCGUUGCGAAGCAAACGCCGAGCCAUCCAGCUUCCAUCACAGCGCGGGAAAGACCGCGGGUGGAGGGAGAGCUGCUGGCGGUGUUGGCGGAAGGGGGGCACGAGAAGGCUGUCUUGUCCUGCGACUUUCGCGCCGUCCAACCUCUUCUCGUCUCGAGCGGCGCCGACGGAUUCAUCAAGGUCUGGAGGUUACCUCCGAACAUCUUCUCCGCUACACCUCACUGGCCUUCUGCCCCGCUCUACCGGCCUCCAACAUCUCCGCCGCCGCCUUCGAACGCGCCAGUCCUCGGUCCGCCCAUCUUCUCUUCCUACGCCGUCCAUCCCGGCCAAUGGCCCGAUCAAGUUUCCUUCCUCUCCGCCUCCUCCUGCACGAUCCUCUCCAAAGCCGCCGUAUCGCAUGAUUCGUCACGCUUCUCGCCUCGCACAAGCGUCAAGAUCUGGGUGCCGACCAUCCUCGACGUCCUGCCGGAUGCAAAGGCGGAGAAGCGACGAGCCGAAGUCGAGCGGUCGCGUAGCGAAGCGUCCACGGCGGAUCCUUGCCAGGUCCCGCGACAGACGGACGAGCGACCGCCUCUUCCGAUCGACGCACGGAGCGAAAGCGGGUUCAGGGUCAUGUACGAGGCGAUUCUCGAGGGUCAAAACUGUGUCGGCGACACGGUCGGCAUCUAUCGUCGACCUCCGACGCUCGAGACAGGGAGAGGACCUGCGGACGUCUUCUUCGUUGUCCCGACCUCGACGCGGAUGCCUCUCUUUGAGGGGAUGGACGGACGACACGGCGAACCUGCGCUCUACUUCUUUCGCCCGUUUGCCCCACCAGAAGCACCGGUAUCCGCCGACUCGCCUUCAGAGUCGCAACGAAGCGCGAGUAUCGGCGGCAGCGGCGACAAGCGAACCGCCAGCAAGGAGUCGGUGGACCAGAUCGCAAAGACACUCUUCCCUCCCGACCGCGAUCGCCUCGCCCACGACUUCACGCCUCGGCUCCUCCCCUCCGCCGUCACCGACAUCUUUACGCUGAGCCAGCAGCAGUCGAAUGCCCCGCUGCCGCAGAUUCACUUCCGCUGCAUCGCCGUCCAGCCGAACGGGGCGGCCUCGAUCGUCGGCGUUGGCGAUGGUGGACUCGUGUCAGUCUGGAAGAGGCAGAGAAGGGUCAAGUAG
This is a messenger RNA of Rhodotorula toruloides NP11, 2331 nucleotides long. RefSeq names its product polycomb protein EED. NCBI's taxonomy places the organism in Eukaryota, Fungi, Basidiomycota, Microbotryomycetes, Sporidiobolales, Sporidiobolaceae. The record is from RefSeq and is a predicted model, not a curated record. Gene Ontology annotation, molecular function: nucleosome binding; protein binding. The coding region runs from base 1 to 2331 and encodes 776 amino acids. The transcript has 6 exons. Gene Ontology annotation, cellular component: ESC/E(Z) complex. Gene Ontology annotation, biological process: negative regulation of transcription by RNA polymerase II.